AUGGCUACGAUUGACAUCGUUCUCGGCGCCCAGUGGGGUGACGAGGGCAAGGGAAAGCUGGUCGAUGUCCUCGGACAAGACGCGCAGAUUUGCGCCAGAGCUCAGUUUCUAACCCGACCUCCAACAGCCGGCCACACUGUCAUCGCCGAUGGUGUAAGCUACGACUUCCACCUUCUCCCCUCCGGUCUCCUGCAUCAAAAGUGCAUCAGCCUCAUCGGAUCCGGCGCCGUCGUCCACGUCCCAACCUUUUUCAAGGAGAUGGCCGAUCUCGAGGCCAAGGGCUUGAAGAACAUCCGCGACCGCCUUUUGGUGUCUGACCGAUGCCACAUCAUCACCGACUGUCACAUCCAGGUUGAUGGUUUGGAGGAGCAGGAGCUUGGAGGCAACAGCAUCGGCACCACCAAGCGCGGCAUCGGCCCAACCUACAGCACCAUGGCUGCCCGCAACGGCAUCACCAUCAGUGAGAUGUUCGACGAGGAGCUCUUUGAGCGCAAGCUUCGCCAGCUCGCUCACGGGUUCAAGAAGCGCUUCGGCGACCUCCUCGUCUACGACGUUGAGGACGAGAUCAAGCGCUUCAAGCAGUACAGGGAGGACCUUCGCACCUUUGUUGUCGACGCUGUCCCCAUUAUCGCCGACGCCCAGAGGAACGGUAACAAGAUCCUGGUCGAGGGUGCCCAGGCUGUCAUGCUUGACUUGAACUUCGGUACUUACCCCUACGUCACAUCAUCCAACACUGGCCUCGGCGGUGUCUUCACUGGCCUCGGCCUCAACCCCAAGAAGAUCAAGAACAUUGUCGGUGUUGUGAAGAGUUACACCACCCGCGUCGGUGGCGGCGGUUUCCCCACGGAACUCCUCAACGAGACGGGCGAGAAGCUGCAAAAGAUUGGCCACGAGAUUGGCGUCUCCACCGGCCGCUCCCGCCGCUGCGGCUGGCUCGACCUGGUCGUCGUCAAGUACUCGACGGACCUGAACCACUACACCGCGCUCAACCUCACCAAGCUCGACAUCCUCGACACCUUCCCCACCAUCAAGGUCGCCGUCGCCUACAAGAACAAGCACACGGGCGAGAACUUUGCCUCUUUCCCUGCCGACCUCAAGGCCCUCGAGGACGCCGAGGUCGUGUACGAGGAGCUCGAGGGCUGGAACACCCCCACGACGGGCGCCAAGUCGUACUACGACCUGCCCAAGCAGGCUCGCGCGUACAUUGAGUUCAUUGAGAAGUUUAUCGGUGUUAAGAUUGUCUGGAUCGGUACUGGCCCCAAGAGAGAGGACCUUGUUUUCCGUGGAUACUAG
Messenger RNA from Colletotrichum orchidophilum, 1293 nucleotides. Its product is annotated as adenylosuccinate synthetase. The record is from RefSeq and is a predicted model, not a curated record. Lineage: Eukaryota; Fungi; Ascomycota; Sordariomycetes; Glomerellales; Glomerellaceae. Gene Ontology annotation, cellular component: cytoplasm. Gene Ontology annotation, molecular function: adenylosuccinate synthase activity; GTP binding. Gene Ontology annotation, biological process: IMP metabolic process; 'de novo' AMP biosynthetic process. The transcript is spliced from 8 exons. The coding region runs from base 1 to 1293 and encodes 430 amino acids.